GGUUAGGGUAAUAAAGAAACAAAAUAUAGAAGGAUGUAGAAUACAGUAGUAUCUUUCUUAGUAGUACACUAGCUAGUAGUUGUUUUCUGGACGGUCAACUUUUUCUUAAAAUUUCAUUCCCGAGAGAGAGAGAGAGAGAGAGAGACAUUGUUGUAUCUUUUUUAGGGAGCGAGAGAGAGGGAGACAGUGUCAUCAUCAUUCAUCACUCACUCUCCUUAGUCAAAUCAAAUCAAAAUCCCUAUUUUUGAGUUUUGACCACCAUGGUUUAACCUCUUCAAGGUCCGAUUCAACUCGCGCGAUUCCCCGAUUCAAUUCUGAUUUCGGAGGGUAGAGUUUUGAUUCCGGUGGUCUGGUGAAGUAAGGGUUUCCGUUUUCUGACCGCAAUAAUGGAGAAUCCACCUGUAGAAGAGCUGCUGAAGAAGAUGCUUGAGCUAGAGCAAAGUCAAGACCAUCUUAAGCAUGAGAUGUCGAGGCUCACGGGGCUUAGGCAGCCAUCGCAUCUGAUGCUGCCGGGGCAGCCGUCGCGGAAGGAGAAACGACGUAUCCAGGGUUCCAUGAGUUCGAGAGCUGGAGUUGGUGGUGGCAAAGAGCCAUCGGCAGGGAAGUUCACUAACGAACAGUAUUUGAAUGUUUUGCAGUCCAUGGCUCAAUCUGUUCAUGUCUUAGAUCUAGAUACGCGUAUUAUCUUUUGGAAUGCCAUGUCGGAAAAGCUUUACGGGUACUCUGCUGAAGAAGUAGUUGGGAAGAACCCACUUCAUGUUAUCGUAGAUGAUCAUGAUGCUGCCUUUGCGAUGAAUGUUGCUCGACGUUGUGUCAAUGGGGAGAGCUGGACCGGCGAGUUUCCUGUCAAGAGCAAAUCAGGGGAGAUCUUUUCCGCUGUCACUACGUGCUCACCCUUCUACGAUGAUAACGGCUCUAUUAUUGGGAUCAUUUCUAUCACAAGUGACAUAGCACCGUAUUUGAACUCGAGAAUCUCUUUGGCUAAACUUAAGGCAGAAGAAGAAGAAGAAACGAGUUCUAUCCCUCCAAGGAAUUGUUUUGCCUCUAAACUUGGUUUGGACUCCAAAGGAGCUGUUAUAUCGAAACUUGGUCUUCAUUCUGAUCAGCCUAUACAAGUUGCCAUAGCAUCAAAGAUAUCAAAUUUGGCAUCCAAGGUGAGCAACAAGGUCAGGUCGAAAAUGCGAGCAGGUGCCACACUCUCUGAGGGUGGCAGUGGGGAUAGUCAUCAUUCAGAUCAUGGUGUCUUUGGUGCUACUCUCUCUGACCACAUGGAUGGUGCAGCUUCAAGUGGUGCUAGCACACCGAGAGGGGAUUUUAUCCAGUCUCCUUUUGGUGUAUUCACAUGUGAUGAUAAUAACAAGUUUCCUUCAAAACCCUUGAAAUAUUCCAGUGUUGAGAGUAAUGGAAAGCAUGCAAUCCAUAAGGUUCUCACCGCAAAAUCUGAAGAAUGGAUGGUAAAGAAAGGCUUGUCACUGCCAUGGAAAGGGAAUGAGCAGGAAGGUUCAAAAAGAAAGUCUACUCAUUUUGUAUGGCCUUGGUUACAAAAUGAAGAAGAGAAAGAUAAGUAUCACCAGGUUAAUCCCUCUGCUGGUGUUAAGUCCGAAAGCUAUGGCUCUGACAGUAAUAAGCCUACUGACGACGAGGCUUUUAGUAUGUGGUCUUCCUCUAUAAAUGCGAACAGCACAACCAGUGUUAGUAGUUGCGGAAGUACCAGCAGGAGUGUUAUGGAUAAGAUUAAUACAGAUAGUGAUUGCUUGGAAUAUGAAGUUUUAUGGGAUGAUUUGACAAUUGGGGAACAAAUUGGACAAGGUUCAUGUGGAACUGUCUAUCAUGGACUCUGGUUUGGAUCUGAUGUAGCUGUGAAAGUGUUCUCCAAACAAGAAUAUUCAGAAGAGGUCAUAAAAUCUUUUAGACAAGAGGUAUCGUUGAUGAAAAGACUUAGACAUCCUAACGUUCUGCUGUUUAUGGGAGCUGUGACUUCACCUCAGCGUCUCUGUAUAGUCUCAGAGUUUAUUCCACGUGGAAGUCUCUUCCGUCUACUACAGAAGAGUAUAUCAAAACUUGAUUGGAGGCGGCGUAUCAAUAUGGCCUUGGAUAUUGCUCGUGGUAUGAAUUAUCUUCACUGUUGUAGUCCACCCAUCAUACAUCGUGAUCUGAAGUCGUCAAAUCUGCUGGUAGACAGGAAUUGGACCGUUAAGGUAGCUGACUUUGGUCUUUCCCGUAUCAAGCAUCAGACAUACCUGACCAGCAAGUCCGGAAAGGGAACGCCUCAAUGGAUGGCACCGGAAGUUCUUCGAAAUGAGUCUGCUGAUGAAAAGUCUGACAUUUACAGCUUUGGAGUAGUACUAUGGGAGCUUGCCACAGAGAAGAUCCCAUGGGAAAAUCUCAACUCGAUGCAGGUGAUUGGAGCUGUGUGCUUCAUGAACCAGAGGCUGGAAAUUCCAAAGGACAUUGAUCCUACUUGGAUCUCAUUAGUCGAGAGCUGUUGGCACAGCGAUACGAAGCUAAGACCCACAUUCCAAGAACUGAUGGACAAACUAAGGGACCUGCAAAGAAAGUAUGCUAUACAAUCCCAAGUGACUCGUGCUGGGUUACUUGACAACCCUCUCCUCAAGAACAACUAAACAAAACAAAAGUUGACCCCUUCUCUCUUAUACCUUUUUGUUCCUUGACGCACUGCUAUGGUGGUCUGCCGAUGUCUUUUUCAUCAUUGAACAAAAGAGUAGAGCUGCUUCAGAAAUUUUGCGCGGUCUAAUUUCCCUGCAGUGAAGUACAUGAAUAUGCAGUCCAAGUAGAGACAGACACCACACUCUCUAAAGCCAACAGCCUCGUACUCAACGUCAAUGGAGCCAUUAUAUCUCUCUUCUUGGACCUUCUAGCUGGAAAGUGGGAUGUUCGCUAAGCAAGAGAAUUACAAAAUUAUCCCAGAUUGAUUAUCUCGGCAGCGUCUUCGUCCUGGGCUCCUGGCUCGAUCGGGCACACAUGUGAUCAGAAGAAACUGAAGAAGCCACCCAUGGGAAGAUGUCUUGUGGACCAAGUCAUUAUUCACCUCACCUCACUUCACUUCUUGUCAUCAUCAUUCAUCCAUAUUAGUUCUAGGAAUUCCC
Messenger RNA from Camelina sativa (false flax), 3107 nucleotides. The record is from RefSeq and is a predicted model, not a curated record. NCBI's taxonomy places the organism in Eukaryota, Viridiplantae, Streptophyta, Magnoliopsida, Brassicales, Brassicaceae.